GUCCCGGCGUACCUGGGAGGCGCGGCGCUCCGGCCCUCUGGAGCGCUACGCUCUCCCUCUAGCCUAGUCUUCCUCCCGCCGACCCCGCCCGCCCACCGCAAGGGGGCGCCGCAGGCUGCUCGGUGCGGGGCUCACCGCCCGGGAGCGCAGGCGGGCGGGAGCGGGCCAGUGGCGGAGGCCGGCCCGGCGGCGGCCAUGGACCGCUUCGUGUGGACCAGCGGCCUCUUGGAAAUCAACGAGACUCUAGUGAUCCAACAGCGCGGGGUGCGCAUCUACGACGGCGAGGAGAAGAUCAAAUUUGAUGCUGGGACACUCCUUCUUAGUACACAUCGUCUGAUUUGGAGAGAUCAUAAAAAUCAUGAGUGCUGCAUGGCCAUUCCUCUUUCCCAAAUUGUGUUCAUUGAAGAACAGGCAGCUGGAAUUGGGAAGAGUGCCAAAAUAGUGGUUCAUCUUCACACAGCUCCUCCUAACAAAGAACCUGGACCAUUCCAGAGGAGUAAGAACUCCUACAUCAAACUGUCUUUCAGAGAACAUGGUCAGAUUGAGUUUUAUAGGCGUUUAUCAGAGGAAAUGACACAGAGAAGAUGGGAGAAUGUACCAGUUUCCCAGUCAUUACAAACAAGUAGAGGACCCCAGCCAGGAAGAAUAAGAGCUGUAGGAAUUGUAGGUAUUGAAAGGAAACUGGAAGAAAAAAGAAAAGAAACAGACAAAAACAUUUCUGAGGCUUUUGAAGACCUCAGCAAGUUAAUGAUCAAGGCUAAAGAAAUGGUGGAAUUAUCAAAAUCAAUUGCUAAUAAAAUUAAAGAAAAACAAGGAGACAUCACAGAAGAUGAGACCAUCAGGUUUAAAUCCUACUUGCUGAGCAUGGGAAUAGCUAACCCAGUGACCAGGGAAACCUACGGCUCCGGCACACAGUACCACAUGCAGCUGGCCAAACAGCUGGCUGGGAUAUUGCAGGUGCCUUUACAGGAACGAGGGGGAAUCAUGUCACUGACGGAGGUAUACUGUUUAGUAAACCGCGCUCGAGGAAUGGAAUUGCUCUCACCAGAAGAUUUAGUAAAUGCGUGCAAAAUGCUGGAAGCACUGAAAUUACCUCUCAGGCUCCGAGUUUUUGACAGCGGUGUCAUGGUAAUCGAGCUGCAGUCCCACAAGGAAGAGGAAAUGGUGGCCUCGGCCCUGGAGACAGUUUCAGAAAAGGGAUCUCUAACAUCAGAAGAGUUUGCUAAGCUUGUGGGAAUGUCUGUCCUCCUGGCCAAAGAAAGGUUGCUGCUUGCAGAGAAGAUGGGACAUCUUUGCCGAGAUGACUCAGUGGAAGGCUUGCGUUUUUACCCAAAUUUAUUUAUGACACAGAGCUAAGGGUUUUCCAUUUGAAAUCAUUUUUGUCCAUGUGCUUGCAUUCAUGUAGAGGUUGUAUGACAUUGAACUAAGAGACAAACCCUGAUCACCCAGGAAUUUAUUGGAACUUCACAAUAGAAUGUAAAAAACUCUCUUCAUUUCUGCUUAAGUAGCAUGAUUCAGGAAGAUUAUUUAGGAUACACAUAGGAAAAUAAGAAAAAAUGAAUGCCAGUAUGGAUUUAAAAUCAUGUUAUAGUUGUGUAGAACCUUAAGAGUUUAACUUGAAAUAUGGUGAAUUUUAAUUUGAUCUUCAAAUCUCACCAUUCUAUAAAGAAGGGAAUUUAGUUUUGCAGAGAAGAGAAAGAAAGGUGGCCUGUUGGGACAGCUUGGCUUAUUAUUUAUAAGUGAAGUUAUUCUCUAGCCCUCCUGUGUCCAUUUUUUUUUUUUUUUCCAGUUUCUGGCCAGGGCUGUGUUUGAACCUGCCACCUCCAGCAUAUGGGGCCAGUGCCCUACUCCUUUGAGCUACAGGCGCCACCCCAUUUUGGGAUUUUUUUAAUGAGGGAAGUUAUACCCUCUAGGCGGGGCUGAAGAACAGCACAACAUUGGAACAGAGUAUGGAACUGCAGCGUGCCAUGUGAGGCUCCUGUUAGGGCUUUUAGAAACAGUCAUAGGCAUGUCUUCAGCAGACUAAGUAAAACACCUUUGUGAAAGGAGAGAAUUUUAUUGGACUUAAUAUAUAUUCUAACUAGUUUCUUUUAGUUUUUUUAAAUGAUGAUUUCAUGGCAUUUAAAGAAUGCAGCUAUGUCAUUUUGUGAAAAAAAUGCUGUGGAUUUUGAAACUCAAUUAGAAAGCUGUAUAAACAUGCCCAGAGUUAUGAUUACAAAAUUUGGAAGGUGAACAGCUCAGGAAUUCCCUAGACUGUUGUGCAGGUGGAAGGGCAGAGUGAACCUUUCAUAGCUUUACAGGAAGCUUCGUGUUCUUUUACCUCAAAGCCACAGACAGGAAAUAGAAAGUAGAAAACUAAUAGCUUCUUUUUCCUUCAAGGAGUUUCAACAACAAACUUUAAAAAAAUCUAUCAUAUUCCAGCAGUAUUUUUUUCUUUGCUCCGUAAUUAUAAAUUAUGUGGAGUAUUCUAGUAAAACGUUUUAUUGAGAGAAGAGAAGCUGGCUGAUGCUGCUUAGAGAUGGCAUGAAUUUUACAGAGGACUGCCUGACUUCCUAUCACUAUGCUGCCUGCAGUAUGCUGGCACUAUCUCAAACUCAGGGAUCCCACAGGACAGGAGACUCUCUUUGUGAGAUGGAGUGGGAAGUGGAAGGGUAAUGAUGGUUUUGCCUAAGCCUCCAGAAGGCAUAGGGAGAACCCCUCAGACCAGGAAAAGGGCUGCCCAGGGUCACAUCUGGGACCCGUAGGUUUCCCAAACCUGUCACUGACUCUUCAUUGUAGUGACAGAUCCCCUAAGUCCCCCAUUACCCAGCCUCAGGUUUAUCUGGAGGAUAAGUCAGCAUCUGGCCCCCAAGUCUUUUAGGAUCGGCUGGACCACUGUAUGCAUUUGUAUGUCUUGCCUCCUCUGGGCUGCACUUUCUGUUUCACCCUGCUCUGGCAAACUUGUGCACACAUACACAGGAAAUAUCUCAUCUGGCUAAGAUUUUUAACACAUUAAUUCCCAUGUUAGUUGUAUUUACCUUACACGAGUUUUGAGCCCAGGGCCUCAGGAAGCAUAUAUAACUCACAGGUCUUUGACCUAAUAAAAUGCUAAUUUAUUAAUGCUAAUAAAAUAAAAAUAAAAGGCCACAAGGGAAUUUUUUUUUCUAGUGUGGCAUUCAGUGUGUUAAAACUUACAAGGAUAAAUAUUAAUCUGUAUCGCCAGAUCAAAUGAGUUGCAAAUAAGAUUAUUGGAACUACUAGAUCUAGCUCUAAUGAUUUGGAUUCAUAUACUUAUUUACUUAAGUGUGACAACUGAUUAACAAAAGUGUAGCAAUCUGAAUUAUAUAAGGUGAACUACAGAGGAAGAAAAGUAACAUGAAUAUAUUUUACA
Molecule: messenger RNA, 3370 nt
Organism: Otolemur garnettii (small-eared galago)
Lineage: Eukaryota; Metazoa; Chordata; Mammalia; Primates; Galagidae
Gene: VPS36
Product: vacuolar protein sorting 36 homolog
Exons: 14
Coding region: 196-1356 (386 amino acids)
Biological process (GO): protein transport to vacuole involved in ubiquitin-dependent protein catabolic process via the multivesicular body sorting pathway
Cellular component (GO): late endosome membrane; ESCRT II complex
Molecular function (GO): phosphatidylinositol-3-phosphate binding; ubiquitin binding
Source: RefSeq, a predicted model, not a curated record